UUGUAAAAUUGCUGCAUGAAAUUGCUACCCUUCUUUUGUUGUUGUUGGUGGUGGUGGGGUCAAAUUUGUCUGAACUUGCUGGCUUCCAGAGCAGCAAAAUUCUUGGGAAAAAGAAUCUCCCAACGGCUCCUCUCCUCUCCUCUGCGGUGGAUCCAGUUAUAUGACCGUUGGUGGGCCCAAUCUCUUUCUCACAUUUCAAAUAUAAACCUUCACAACUCAUCACAUUGUCCUAAACACAACAACAACAUUAACACAAACAAACAACUCAUCUGUCUCUCAAUUUUGCUACAUUUCUCUCCUCAGUCUGUAACCAUGACUGCUGAGGCUAUGGCUCAAGAAGAAACCCAGACACCUGAGGUUGUUGUUGCACAAGAGGGGAAGGUUGUUGCUGAAGGAGAUAUGGCAGUGGAACCAAUGGAGUCAGAAACCAAACCCAAGACGGUGGAGAAGAGCUCUUCUUACAAGGAAGAGAGCAACUUCCUUUCUGAUCUCAAGGAGUUUGAGAGAAAGGCUUUGAAUGAGUUCAAGGCAAAGCUGGAAGAAGCUAUCUCUGGUAACACCCUGUUUGAGAAAGAAGAGACAAAGAAGGUUGAAGAAUCAACAAUAGUUGCUGAGGAAGAAGGUGCUGAAGAGAGUAAGGAAGCUGUGAAAGAAGAAGAGAAAGUUGAGGAAGAAAAGGUUGAAGGUUCAACAACAGUUGCUGAGGAAGAAGGUGCCGAAGAGAGUGAGAAAGCUGUGAAAGAAGAAGAGAAGGUUGAGGAGGAGAAGGAGAAGGAUGCUGUGUCCCUUUGGGGGGUACCCCUUUUGCCAAGUGAGGGAGCUGAAGGUGCUGAUGUGGUUCUGUUGAAGUUCUUGAGGGCGAGGGAGUUCAAGGUGAAUGAAGCUUUUGAGAUGCUGAAGAAGACCCUUAAAUGGAGGAAGGAAUCGAAGAUUGAUUCGGUUCUGGAUGAGGAAUUUGACUCUGAUUUAGCCUCUGCUGCUUACAUGAAUGGUGUUGAUCGUGAAGGGCACCCUGUGUGCUACAACAUUUUUGGUGUGUUUGACAGUGAAGAGAUUUACCAGAAGGCUUUUGGCACAGAGGAGAAGAGAAGUGAGUUCUUGAGAUGGAGGUGCCAGUUGAUGGAGAAAGGUAUUCAGAAGCUGAAUUUGAAGCCAGGUGGUGUUUCUUCUUUGCUUCAAAUCAAUGACCUUAAGAAUUCCCCUGGUCCUUCCAAGAAGGAGCUGAGAGUUGCUACAAAGCAAACCAUUGCAAUGUUGCAGGACAAUUACCCUGAAUUGGUGGCAAAAAAUAUUUUCAUCAAUGUUCCUUUCUGGUAUUAUGCUUUGAAUGCUCUGAUAUCUCCUUUCUUAACCCAAAGAACAAAGAGCAAAUUUGUGAUUGGUCGUCCUGCUAAGGUCACUGAGACACUCAUCAAGUACAUUCCAAUUGAGGAAAUCCCAGUUCACUAUGGUGGUUUCAAGAGGGAAGAUGAUUCUGAGUUCACUGCCCAAGAUGGUGCUGCUUCAGAACUCUUUCUCAAGGCUGGAUCAACUGCAACUAUUGAGAUUCCUGCAUUAGAGGUUGGAAGCAAUAUAUGUUGGGAUUUGACAGUUAUGGGUUGGGAAGUAAGUUACAAGGAGGAAUUUGAUCCUGCUGAUGAGGGUUCUUACACAGUGAUUGUGCAAAAAGGAAAGAAGAUUGGUUCACAAGAAGGACCUAUUAGGAACACUUUCAGGAACAAUGAACCUGGGAAAGUUAUCCUGACAAUUGAGAACACAUCAAACAAGAAGAAGAGGGUUCUGUAUCGGUACAAGGCAAGCAAGAGCGCGCUCUGAGGAUACAAUUCAAAUCAGGAGUUCUAGUUUUGUUCAAUUGUGUUUAAUUUGCUAUGAUUUGGAUUCUAUGAGGGUAGGUGAAAUGUGUGAAGAUUGAAGAAAUAGAGGCAUUCUUUCAUUGUUUAAAAUUGGUUUACAUUGUGAUUUAUUCCAUACAUUUUUUUGUUCAAAUGAAAUUGAUUGAAAGUCCAUUCAUUUUUUCUAGUA
Messenger RNA from Lotus japonicus, 2022 nucleotides. Its product is annotated as patellin-4. Gene Ontology annotation, molecular function: lipid binding. NCBI's taxonomy places the organism in Eukaryota, Viridiplantae, Streptophyta, Magnoliopsida, Fabales, Fabaceae. Bases 16 to 1815 code for a protein of 599 amino acids. The transcript has 5 exons. The record is from RefSeq and is a predicted model, not a curated record.